Messenger RNA from Mesocestoides corti, 942 nucleotides. The record is from the annotation of a GenBank genome assembly. NCBI's taxonomy places the organism in Eukaryota, Metazoa, Platyhelminthes, Cestoda, Cyclophyllidea, Mesocestoididae.
AUGUGUGGAUUCGUGUCAAAGAAGCGAAAGACGUCUCACUUGCGACGAGAUAGGUACGAAAAAAGGGUUUCCGACGCGGCGCGGCCCACGAUUCCAGCUCCAGACGCGAUGGUUGGUGGGUCGAAAUGGCAUUUUGUGCAGUCAGACUCGCUUAUUGCUCGUUUUUUGACUCCAUUCACACUGCACCAAUGUGACGAAUCAGCCGACUGUGAUUACUCGCCGUGUCAAACGUCAGUCGUGUGUUGUUUAUGUGCGAGCGUAAAUCUGCGACACACAAAGAAAAACAUCCAACUCGAGGCCCGACCCACUCGUGACUGUGGCUUCUGCGCCGGUGUUCGUUCUCAGUUGCCUUCCGUGAUGUGUAACACGCCGGUCACUCCAUCUCCAUCAAUUUAAAGACGACUUAAUGCGUUCCUGGUGCUGUUCGACAGUCAAUUGGAACCAGAAAUUGAGGAAAAAGCGCUUUUCUCUCCCUCCUCCUCCUCUCACCUCAUCGUCGUGUUGUUUUUGUCGCUGUCAUACGCCAUCUGUCCUACGUCUCACAUCAACUCGGCGCGCUGUCAUUGGUUGGAAGUGCUGGUUGGGUCUGGCAAUCGAACCGACAUUAAGGAAGAGCCGAAUUCACGUAGGCCUAGCGACGGCUCACAGAACGACGCAAUGUGGACUCGAUCGUUUAGGGUCAGGCGACAGGAGGGGGGAUGUGCUCGAUACUCCGCGCAGUUACGAUCGGUAAACCAGGACGUUGUAGACGUGGUUUGGCGCAAGGCGAUCCGUCAAAUUGAGGCUCGUGCUGCAGAAACUGCUGUGCGCGUAUGUGCGAACGCCCCCCUCCCCUUGGCUGUGAAUACCUCACCACGUCCCCCUAAUCUCCGAUCGGAGCCGACCAGACACCGACAGAACGAUCCCAUUCCUCUCCCUACCCUCCCCCUCUUCCGCCCCUAA